This is a messenger RNA of Peronospora matthiolae, 783 nucleotides long. The record is from the annotation of a GenBank genome assembly. Lineage: Eukaryota; Oomycota; Peronosporomycetes; Peronosporales; Peronosporaceae.
AUGUAUGAAGGGAUUGACAACCUGAAAUCCCUUUACGACCGUGCCGGGAAGACUUUCUCCGGCGGUCCUUCUGCGGCACAGGAUGUGCCGCGUCGUACUGCUCAACCAGAUCCAGUACGUCAACCAUCAGUUGGGAGCGGGGCUCCCAAGUAUCCCAGGACGGGGGAUAGCCGCGCCACCGGACGAGAUAACUCGUCCGACGUCCGUUCACGUCGCGGUGGUUCAACAGCUGCUCAACUAGAUAGCGCUGGCCACCGCGAGAGUCCUCUAAUGGAGGUGGAGGAGGAGGAAAGACGCUCUCCACACGAUCAUGUGGAUCGGUGUGUUCCCGAGAGCUUCUUUGAUCGCGUAACGCAAGGGUUACGCGACGAUCUCGAACAUGAGCGGAAUAGGCGUCUCCAAAUGGCGGACACUGCCUCGAAGCAUCGAGCUGAGUUUGCCUUUGCUCAGCUUGAGAACGAGAGAUCUCUGACAUCUCUUCGUGACGAGCUAAGGGUAGCUCGUGGGAUUGUUGAUCGGUCUCGGGAUGAGAUAGCUGCUCUUCAGACCCUUGUUGAUGCCCACCAUCGGGAGCACAAGGCUCUCUGCGAGAUGCUUGAGCGCAAGGGCGUUCUUCAUCGGAAGAAACAGCGUACUGAUCGUACGGCUAAAGCCGACCAACGUAAAACGUGGGAUGCGUUCGCAUCUUACGUAACAAUUCAAUCGUGUAUACAUUGCCUAGGCGAUGCAAUACACGAAAUGGGCCGAUGUACUUGGGUAGUAGUUUACUGCUACCCAAGUUAG